Oncorhynchus nerka (sockeye salmon) is the source of this 475-nucleotide messenger RNA. Its product is annotated as regulator of G-protein signaling 12-like. Lineage: Eukaryota; Metazoa; Chordata; Actinopteri; Salmoniformes; Salmonidae. The annotation marks the transcript as partial. Gene Ontology annotation, biological process: regulation of G protein-coupled receptor signaling pathway. Gene Ontology annotation, molecular function: GTPase activator activity. The transcript has 4 exons. The record is from RefSeq and is a predicted model, not a curated record. Gene Ontology annotation, cellular component: plasma membrane; nucleus; cytoplasm.
CUUUGAGAGACUGCUGCAGGACCCGGUCAGAGUCAGAUACUUCUCAGUGCGUCACACACUCACACACACACACACACACACACACACAUACACACACACACACAGCUUUGAGAGACUGCUGCAGGACCCGGUCGGAGUCAGAUACUUCUCAGAGUUCCUGAAGAAGGAGUUUAGCGAGGAGAAUAUUGUGUUCUGGCAGGCCUGUGAGUUCUUCAGCCAUGUCCCCGACAACGACAAGAAACAGUUAUCUCAGAGAGCUAGACAGAUCUAUAACAGUUAUUUAUCCAGUAAGGCCACAACGCCGGUCAACAUUGACAGUCAGGCCCAGCUGGCAGACGAUAUUCUCAACGCUCCCAGACCAGACAUGUUUAAGGAACAACAACUACAGAUCUUCAACCUGAUGAAGUUUGACAGCUAUACUCUCCCCCCUCCCUCCCCCCUUCCCUCUCUAGAUCUUCAACCUGAUGAAGUUUGA